AUGGGAGCAGCACCUUGUUUCGGCGAAACACCAUUAGAUUCAGAACUUACGUCAGAAAUUAUCGAAGCUGUUGAUCAAGCAACGUCGUCCAUUCCUGAAUCUUAUAUAAAUGAACGACAUCAUAUUAUAGAAAAGAUGCGACACGCAGCACCAGGACCCUAUGAAGAUCUACACUAUGCCGAUUAUCUUGAUAAAAAUGAGUCAAGUGUCAAUGCAUUGGCUUUGGAAAAGGUGAUAUCGAAGGAAGCUAAGAAAGAAAUUGCCAAGAAGAUAAAUGAACAAAUUGAACCUAAAGUCGAUGUUAAAACUGCCGACCUCAAUCCUGCUGCGCGUGCAGCUGUUCGCAAAGCAGUGGAAAAAAUGGUCGAACAACUCAUCGAUAAAGCCGUAGAUGAAUUCGUUAAAAAUAUUGACAAAUAUAAUAAACAAACAAAACCAUAA
Adineta steineri is the source of this 441-nucleotide messenger RNA. The record is from the annotation of a GenBank genome assembly. NCBI's taxonomy places the organism in Eukaryota, Metazoa, Rotifera, Eurotatoria, Adinetida, Adinetidae.